AUGGCUCCGCCAAUGCUUCUCCAUGAGACAGCAGAAGAUACUACCGUAUCAGGUUACUUUAUCCCAAAAUCAACACGUGUUUGGAUAAACGCGUGGGCAAUUGGACGCGACAAAAGCGCUUGGGACGAGCCAGAGAAAUUUAACCCGUCAAGGUUCUUGAACGAGGGUAUGCCGGAUUUCAAAGGAAGUAACUUCGAGUUCAUUCCUUUUGGGUCAGGAAGAAGGUCAUGUCCAGGGAUGCAACUUGGACUCUAUGCUGUGGAAAUGACUGUGGCAAAUUUGCUACAUUGCUUCAAGUGGGAGUUACCUAAUGGAAUGAAACCAAGUGAGCUUGAUAUGAAUGAUGUGUUCGGUCUCACUGUUCCUAGAGCUGUUCAGCUUGUUGCUGUACCUAGUUAUCGACUCAAUUGUCCUCUUUGAUUUAUUUUCUAGUUGGUUUUAUAGACUGUUUCAUGAUUUUUCAGCCAAAAAUAAUAUAAUUGGGGUCUCAAAUUUUAAU
Medicago truncatula (barrel medic) is the source of this 499-nucleotide messenger RNA. RefSeq names its product cytochrome P450 84A1. Gene Ontology annotation, molecular function: oxidoreductase activity, acting on paired donors, with incorporation or reduction of molecular oxygen; heme binding; monooxygenase activity. NCBI's taxonomy places the organism in Eukaryota, Viridiplantae, Streptophyta, Magnoliopsida, Fabales, Fabaceae. The record is from RefSeq and is a predicted model, not a curated record. The transcript has a single exon. The coding region runs from base 1 to 420 and encodes 139 amino acids.